CUUGCUGGGUCACUCCAGAUCCUACAGUGGCUCAGAGCUGCACACAGAUGUGCAGCAGGUAGGUCACCGGAGCCAAGAACGUUCCCUCAAAGCCAGCUGCAGCAGCGUUGAGGGGCCUCCCCGUGUCGAGCGGUUACAGUGCACGUGACAGAGCCAAACAGGUGGCUUCGCACAUUUACUCACAAAGCACAGCCUUGUUCUGUGGGGUGGCGGGCGCACGGCCCUCACACAGGAAGCUGCGCGUAGGAACACUGUGUUCACACUUCCCCAGCUGCACGCUCAGGACCAGGGACCCCACCCCCAGGCGCGGGGCGCACACUAUUCGCACAAGUGGGCCAUAAGGCCCCGCAGUCGCAUACACUGGACACCCAGCCUGACCCUCGGCCACAUCCGCGUCGCCCGGACGAUCUCGCCAGGCGGGCACACGCCGGGCACACGUGCCGUGAGUACACGCGCGCUCGCGGCGGUUCUCACACCCCCGCAUUUCCCGUCCCCGCUUGUUUUUCUGGAAACUGUUCUCUCUUCUCCCCCCAAGCCGGAAGCGCUCGUGGUAUUUUUAGGCUCUCCGGUUUCCGCCCCUUUCCCUCCCCCCACCCUCACCCGCCCGCCUCCGACCAGGCUGAUGCGCCCUGCCUGGGACCCCGGCGUACCCUCCCCACCGUCAUUCCAGAGGGGAUUCCCGGCCGCCGCUGGAGCCGCGGGUUUUCCCGCUGGCUAUAUGGGGAACUGGGAGGAGUCCGGCCAGAGAACUUCCUCCUGGCCUGGGGCGCCUGAGGCGGGGGAGGGGGACCCUGAUCCCGGGUCUGGGGGAGGACGGGCUGGUGUCUGGACCCCCAGGGUCGAAGGAGUCUCCAGUGUUCUAGGAGGACGGGCCGAGGCCUUGCUUCCGGAGUCCCACUCGUCCGGCUCGGGUGGUGGCGGUGAGGGGGGUCGGUCCACACGCUAAGCCCCCCAACCCCUUCAGGAGUGGCCGGCCCAGUCCCAGGCGUCCAGGCUCACACGUCCCGAUGACUCAGCAGAUGGGAGAGGGGAGGGGGCCGGGCUGAGUCAGGGAUGGGAAAGGCUACGUCUCCAGGGAAUCGAAACUGGAAUCUCUGGGAUCGAACCGAGCUCCCAGCCGGGCCCAGAGGACUCCAGCUGCACCCCCACCCUAGUCCUAAGAAUGACACUGGGUGUCCGGGGGGAGGCGGGGCCCCGGGCCCCUCCCCCCUUUUCCUGCUGUCCUCGAGGCUUUGUUUACAGCAGACUGGAGCCCUGGUUACAGGAGAGGAACCCGGGCGUCCGGGCUGAGGCUCCUCGUCACGGCUUCCAGGAAGCCCUCCUCCCCCGCCCCUCGCGAAUGAGUCACCCGCGAGCGGGAGGCCGCAACCGUGCCAAAGCCGCCGCGGCCCGCCCAGCUCACGGGACCGGCCCAGGAAGGCCCCUUGGCCCCAGAAAGCGCCACACCAGGGAUUCCCCUCACUCCCCGUGCUCUGACGACGCAGGUCUGCUUGGCAGGAUCGCCCCACCUCAAUACAAGCCCUCUGCACAGCAUGCAAGAAUGAACUUCUCUUUUAUUGUAACUGCUCCGUGGCAAUGAUUUCUAACUUUUUAGCGAGGGCAGCCACCCCACCGAGACCUUAAAAAAAUUUCUUCUCAGAUACUUUGUUCUGUUCGGUUCUUGUUUUUUCUUUCGUGGAACCGGGGAUCGAACUCAGAACCUUGCACUUUCGAGGCAGGCGCGGUGCCACUGAGCAUUAAAUCCCCGGACCCGUUGUUGUUGUUGUCUUUUUGAGACAGUGGCUCCCUGAGCAGUUCAGGCUGGCCUUUAAUUUAGCCUUGUAGUUUAGGCUGGCCUUGAACUCAUGCAAAUAUUCCUGCCUCAGCCUCCCAAAUGCUGGGAUUACAGGUGUGCACCAAUACACCCGGGUUCUUCCAAGAUAUUAAGAGUCUUCACUCAAAGCAACUAAAAGACCUGCCAAUGUGGGGAAUGAUCCUCGAAAAUUUAGCUUGGGCAAGGCAUGUUCCCAUUAUAAGAAACCAUCCAGGGCCAGGGAUUAAGCUCAGUGGUUCCGGCGCCUGCCUUGCAAGUGCAAGGUCCUGAGUUUGAUCCUUGGUACCAAAAAAAAAAAAGAAAGAAACCAUCCAACAUUUGAAGAUGGCCCAGUUUUACCUCAAAAUAGCUUUUGAUUUAGACAAUCCCCCACAAGACCUCUACCUUUCAAAUCUUGAGCUUUUUGGGUCAAACUUCUUAAAACCCUGGCAUAGCUGGGUGAGGUGGCACAUGCCAGCAAUCCUAGCUUUCAGAAGGCUGAGGCAGGAGGAUCUCGAAUUCCAGUCCAGCCUGGGCUACCCAGAGAAACUGUCUCAACCUCCCCACUCUAAAAAAGGCCCUAGUAUAAGACUAUUGCCAUUUACUAGCUGAAACUAGGAGAGUAACUAGAUAACUUGAUUUGAUGGAGAUUUAGAACAAUGCCCACCCCAAAGAAAUCAGAAGGGCUAUUAGGAGCAUUGGGCUAUGGUGGCCCCUUUUUAGCCUUGCCAGAUAGCCCAACCCCACACAAACCCCUAAAAUGGGGAAAAGGAAGGUACCCCAGGUCUCCUGUUCUGCCCCCCCCCCAACCGGGGAUCAAACUCAGGACCUUUCACUUGUGAGUCAGGAGCGGUGCCACUGAGCUAAAUCCCCAGCCCCAAGGUCUUCUGAUCUGCUCCAGGUGAGGUCUUCGGAGAGUGGUCUCCACUCUAGCCUUUUGCCCUUUGCAGAUUUCCACGUCUGACGGUGUUUGUCAGUGUUUUCCUCCUUUUCCUCGUCUCUUCAGUAACCCUCUAGGCCGGCUUCUCCUUUGGAAUUUGUCUCUCUGGGACCGUCACCUGUCUCCCCGCCCUCCCCCCUUCUCACCCUGUCUCUCCCUGUGUCUAUCUCUCGCUGCGUCUCUGUUUUUCUGUCUCUCGCCAUAUCUCGGUUUCAUCCAGCUUAUCUCUCCCCGCCCCCGUCUGUCUUCCACGCGCACCCUGUUGGCCUCUGCCCUAGUCAAUGACUCCCGCAGCCCUGCCCCCACCUAUGUCCCAGUUCCCUGACCAGUCAAUGUCUAACCUUGAAAGCUGGGCAAAUGCCUCUACCCUACUCACUACCCGCCCGUUCGCGGCUGCCCGCGGGCCAAGUUCAGGGAAUCCUUGCCGGGGGCGGGAGGAAGGGGACUGGUUGGAAGGCUGCCGGGCUCUGUCGCGGGCGCCGUCCGGGAAGCGCCUUGGCCCCGCCCCGCCCCCUCUGGCCCAGCCUCCGCAGGCCCGCCCCCAGCUGACCUAUAAGAAGCGGGCUCUCGCUACCUUCUGUAGCUGUACUUCAGCGCUCCGACUUUCGGCCCGCUUUUCCUGGCCAUCCGCGCCGCCAUGGAUCUCACUGCCAUCUAUGAGAGCCUCCUGUCGCUGAGCCCUGACUUGUCAUCGGACCACGGAGGAACUGAGUCUUCGGGAAUCUGGAGCCUGAACUCACCUGACUCUGGCCCCUCUGGGGUCACCUCCCGCCUGCCUGGCCGCUCCACCAGCCUAGUGGAGGGCCGUAGCGGUGUCUGGGUACCCCCACCCCCUGGCUUCGCACCCCUGGCUCCCCGCCCAGGCCCUGAGCUGUCACCCUCACCCACCUCGCCUACUAUGACCCCUACCACCUCUCGCUACAAGACUGAGCUCUGUCGGACCUUCUCCGAGAGUGGGCGCUGCCGCUACGGGGCGAAGUGCCAGUUUGCCCAUGGCAGGGGUGAGCUGCGCCAGGCCAGUCGCCACCCCAAGUACAAGACGGAACUCUGCCACAAGUUCUACCUCCAGGGCCGCUGCCCCUAUGGCUCACGCUGUCACUUCAUCCACAACCCCAGUGAGGACCAGGCUGUCCUUGGCCACCCUCCACACGUGCUACGCCAGAGCAUCAGCUUCUCUGGCCUGCCCUCAGGCCGCCGAACCUCACCGCCUCCACCAGGCCUGACAGGCCCUUCUCUGUCCUCAUGUUCCUUUUCGCCCUCCAGUUCCCCACCACCACCUGCAGCUGACUUUCUACUUUCACCCUCUGCCUUCUCUGCUGCCCCUGGGACCCCUGUGGCAAGGAAGGAACCCACCCCAGCCUGCUGCCCCUCUUGCCGAAGGGCCCCUCCGGGCAGCAUCUGGGGGCUGGCUCGAAGCCCCUCUGCACACUCCUUGGGAUCUGAUCCUGAUGAAUACGCCAGCAGUGGCAGCAGCCUGGGGGGAUCAGACUCACCUGUCUUUGAGGCUGGGGUCUUUACACCCCAGCCUGCUUCAGCCCCAAGGCGGCUCCCCAUCUUCAAUCGCAUCUCUGUUUCUGAGUGACAAGUGCCCACUUAGAGCAGACCAGCUGGAUCUCAAGGGGGAGACACUUGUUGGGACCCGGGGGACUCCCGAUGUAAUCAGGUGGCCCUCCCCCCACAUUCCAAAAUGCAUUAACCCAUUCCCCUGAUAACACACUGGGGCAGGCCCCCAGUGUGCAAGCCCAGUCAGUGUUCAUGGUGUGGGGGUGGGGUGUUUUCUGAGCUUCUUAAGAUGUAGCAUGUUUGAGGGGCCCGGGGAGCUCUGGCCCCUGGCCAACCCUGUCUCCUGGAAUCUUACGCGCUGUGAAUAGUAGGCCCCUUCCCACUUUUUCCUAGACCUGAGUUUCCAGUGUCUGGUGAUUGGAGCCUCCCCUGAGGGAGAAUCCUGGUGCUCAAAUUUCCCUCCACAAGCAAGUAGCCAAAGCCAUUGCCAAGUCCCAACUCCCAAACAGUGGGCCCUUUAUUUAUGACGACUUUAUUUAUUCUAAUAAGAUUUUAUAGUAUUUAUAUAUAUUAAGUCGUCUGCUUCCCCUGUAUUUUUCUUCUUUUUGUAAUAUUAGAAACGAUGGUAUAAUUAUUGUAAGUUACUAUAAUAUAUUAAUAUAUAGUUACCUCAAAAAUUAUUUUUGUUUUUGAAAUUUUUAAAUAAACAAUCUGCGUGUAAAA
Messenger RNA from Heterocephalus glaber (naked mole-rat), 4958 nucleotides. It is a transcript of the gene Zfp36, whose product is annotated as ZFP36 zinc finger CCCH-type. NCBI's taxonomy places the organism in Eukaryota, Metazoa, Chordata, Mammalia, Rodentia, Bathyergidae. Gene Ontology annotation, molecular function: mRNA binding; metal ion binding. The record is from RefSeq and is a predicted model, not a curated record.